AUGGUGUUGUUGCCUAUAAAGACAAAAUUAAGAGGUCCACCAUCCUUAGCACCCGCUCCCCCAGCAGAGGAUGAUGUCAUUGAUGAAGCAUUAGACCUUUUUAGAGCCAAUUGUUUAUUUCGAAACUUUGAGAUAAAAGGCAGUGCGGAUAGAGUUUUGAUUUAUUUGAUCUUAUUUAUUAGUGAUUGUUUGUCUUGUUUGAGUAAAGCAGGAAAAAAUACAUCACAAAAAGAAGCUGUAAAGAUAUUGAAUAGUCGUGCUUUAGAUCAAUUUGCCCUUCCUGGAGAUCCAACUUUUCCAUUGAAUGCUUUAUAUACUUCACCUGCUCGUCAGGAAUUGGCAAAUCGAUUGGUUGAGAGAGUUUAUGUUGAUGGGAAACAAAGUAAAUGGUGGAUGUGCUUUCAAAAGAAAAAAUUCAUGAAUAAAUCAUUGUAA
Messenger RNA from Funneliformis mosseae, 435 nucleotides. Lineage: Eukaryota; Fungi; Glomeromycota; Glomeromycetes; Glomerales; Glomeraceae. The record is from the annotation of a GenBank genome assembly.